Emiliania huxleyi CCMP1516 is the source of this 381-nucleotide messenger RNA. RefSeq lists its product as hypothetical. The record is from RefSeq and is a predicted model, not a curated record. The transcript has 2 exons. Bases 1 to 381 code for a protein of 126 amino acids. Lineage: Eukaryota; Haptophyta; Isochrysidales; Noelaerhabdaceae.
AUGGCAUCCAAGCCUCGCUUCACCGGCCUCUGGGCGCCGACGAGCGCUCCGGUGGGCGCCGCGGGGACGAAGCCGAGCGUGAACGCGUCGGCGCUCGGCCGGAGCACCGCCGCCGACGCGGCCCAGCGGGAGCUGCGCGAGGAGCGGGAGCGAGCAGCGCAGAGGAAGCUGCAGCUGCUCGCGGCGCGGGAGCAGCAAGCGGAGCCGGGCGCGGGCGACGAGCGCGGGGAGGACGACCGGCGGAGGCAGCGCAAGGCGGAACGCAAGGCCAGGAAGGCGGCAAAAAAGGCGAGAAGGGCGGCCAAGAAGGAGCGCAAAGCCAAGCGGAGGGAGCGCAGGAGUAGUAGCAGCAGUAGCAGUGGGAGCGACGGCGAAGGCUGA